Messenger RNA from Zerene cesonia (dogface butterfly), 2549 nucleotides. RefSeq lists its product as uncharacterized. The coding region runs from base 441 to 2399 and encodes 652 amino acids. Gene Ontology annotation, cellular component: nucleus. Lineage: Eukaryota; Metazoa; Arthropoda; Insecta; Lepidoptera; Pieridae. The record is from RefSeq and is a predicted model, not a curated record. Gene Ontology annotation, biological process: positive regulation of double-strand break repair. Gene Ontology annotation, molecular function: zinc ion binding. The transcript has 8 exons.
GGUAAAUAAUUUUUAUGACCAAAAGGGCUAGAAGCCGUUUCUCUUUACAGCCGUUAAAAUUUUUAAAAGUAUCAUAAAACUUGUUUAUAAAACUGUGAUUAAACUUUGAAUAUUGAAGUGUGGUGCCAUGCAUAACACAGUGCCAUACUCCAUAGAUUUCGAUACUUGUAUAAUUUUCAAUUGAAAUGAAAAGUUUGCCAUUCCAUUUGAUUGAGCUUCUUUACAUUUGAUAUUAGUAGUACCAGAGUAUACUGUAAGAAACAGAUUGUUUUCUGUAUUUAAAAUCUAUAUGCAAGUUUAUACUUGUUAUCGGUCCCGUUAGAUUGCUUAAAUAAGCACUUGUGUAACUAUUUCAUGUUUACCAAAGCAGUUAUCAUUUAACGAGGAGCAUUUGGUAAAGAAUGUCUGAAAUUGUUUUUUAGAAAUCAUUCAGUAUCAAAAUGACGUUCCAUAAGUGCAGACUGUGCUUGAAAAUUGGUGAUUUUUGUUCCAUCUUCGAAAAGGAUGAUACCACAAAAUUAUCUGAUAUGGUUAUGUCAUUCGCCGAUGUAAAAAUAUUCGAAGGAGAUGGCUUUUCAGACCGUGUUUGUACAUCGUGUAUUGAAAACCUUAGUACAGCAUACUUGUUUAAACAACAAUGCGAAAGAAUUGAUUCCUUACUUAGAAAAUAUCCUGAAAUAGAAAUUGAUAAACCUGCUACAACAGAUUAUAAUGAUUUUUGUGAAAAAGAAUUUCACAUGCACACAGAAUCAACUCAAGAUGAUAAUGAUGAGAAUUCAGUGAAAGAUUUAAACACAACUCGAAGUAGUUCCUUCUAUGAAACCAGUGAUGAGACUGAUAGUGAUAUUGAUUCAAUAAAAUGUGUUUAUUGUAGUCAAUCAUAUAGUAACUAUGGUGCUCAUACCUGCCAUGUAACAUGCACCAUAGAAAAUAAUAACCUUCAGCGCUCGGGCAGCAAUGAGACCCUUGUUGCCUCGGAUUACACUCAGCCAAUGAGACAACAAGAACCUAUACCAACAUCCUUUCAAAUACCAGAAUAUGUAAGAGUGUCAUGUGUCCUGUGCGAUGAAAAAUUUGAUCAAUAUGAUGACUAUGUUAUUCACUUAAAUAGAUGUACAACUAAUGUUAAAUUACACCAUUUUGUGUGUCCUGUGUGCCAUGAAUUGUUUACUGCCAAAUUAUCAUAUUUGGAACAUUUAAAAGUUGUCCAUUAUAAGGCUGAUCAAAAUCUUAAUGAUCCUGGAAUUGAUUGUGUUGAUUUUGCACCCACCAUACAGAAGACUAGUAAGCCAAAAGCUGUUAGAAGACAAAUUGGGUGGUCAAUUGAAGAUAUUUACCAAGAAAUUGAAUGUAAAAAUAUUGAAGAGAAACCAGCACCCAAUACAAGCCCCUUUAAGAACUUCUUUUCUAAGUUGGGGAAUGAAUCAUUUAGCCGUCAGAGUACACCUAAGAAAGUGAGUUUUCGUAAAUUUAUUGAAAAUGGAAAAGCUAAGACAUCUGUAUAUUUACCGUUUCGAAAGUACAUACAAAACUAUAAGCAAAAAAAGAAAGCCACUAAUUAUAGUCCAAUAAACUCGAAAAUGGAGGUUACAAGCAGGGUUCAAGCAACUUUUCCUGAAACCAUAUCAGACAGUGAGUAUGGCUCCCCUAGUGGUACAUCAGAAGAUUCAUGGAAAAUGAAACAAAAUUUAAUAUGCGCAUGUGACAAGAAAAUAUUUAUGCUCUCAGAAUUCAUACAUGAUCGUGAUAGAAUAACAGCGAUGAUCAAUGAAUUGGGUGGUGUUGUCGCAGAGAAUACCAAAAUGGAAAUGUUAGCAACGCACUUUAUAUCAGUAUUGCCGAAUGACACAUUCACUGGCAUGAUGGUGUGCUCCCUGGCAACUGGCAAGUGGCUGUUAAACAUCAGUUUCGUGUAUGAUAGUUUUAGAUGCAAAAAGUUUUUGCAGGAAAAUAUGUACGAGUGGCUGAAGAAUCCAAAAAUAGUUGAGAUCGAUAAUACUAGUGUGGAAGUCGCUAAAGCCGCCGUUUAUUGGCACAUGGAACUUCAAAAAAAGCAUUCCAAGUUCCCAUUUGAAGGCAAGCAGAUUGUUUUAAUAAUGAAGAAAAAAUACCGCCAAUAUUAUCAAAUGGUUUUUAAAACUUUGAAAGCCAAGCCAGUCACUUACGAUCCCAGGACGCCUGGCAGUUGUUGUUCAGCUGAUUAUUGUUUCGUCGAUAUGAAGAUAAUAGAAAGAGUGAAAUUACGUUUUUUCUUCCAUCACAAUGUUCCUGUAUUUCCCUAUCAAUACAUACUUGUAUAUCUUUUGAAAAGAGGCCGCGUUGAUGACGAACACAAAUAUUUAUUACAAGAUUGUAGUAAAAUAAAGGAUAAAGAUUAUUUUUUAAAUAAUACUUGUUAAAGAAAAUUUAUUGAGCAAUAUUUUAAGCAAUAAAAUUUUACUUAAAAAUAUAUCUCCUAAGUAGUAUGUAGGAAAAUAAAAGAGACGGUUUAAAGGAUAAUGACUUGUGAGUCAUAUAUAAUGGAUAAGAAUAAAGAUUUAUUUUAUUAA